This is a messenger RNA of Adineta ricciae, 1242 nucleotides long. The record is from the annotation of a GenBank genome assembly. NCBI's taxonomy places the organism in Eukaryota, Metazoa, Rotifera, Eurotatoria, Adinetida, Adinetidae.
AUGUCGGCAUCGAUAGGACAUCCAACAUUAUGUCGAAAGAAUCUUCUGGCUAACCAACAGAUACAUCAAUCAAAUACACAACAGCGUUUGUCAGCAAUAUGCAAACGACUUUUCGAAAUUCUCACUCACUACGAUACUCCAAAAGUCGUACGUUUCGAAUCCAAAUGGAUCGCAGGCUUAUCUUUAUUUGUUAAAUUGUCUCUCGCUCUUAGUUGUAUAUAUUUGAUGUGUCAACGAAGUUCAUAUCAAAUAUUUGAUCGUUCACCUAUAUCCGCUGUGACAAUCAAAGUUAAACCAUCGUCGAAUUGUUCAAGUGAUCCAAAGAUAAUGAGACAUUUCCCCGAUUACAACUGCUCACAGUCGACCUAUGAUGUAAACGAUUUCAUUGUACCUCCCACGGAAAACUCCGCUGUGACAAUCACCACUCGCGUAGUCGAAUUUGGCCAUAUUCUACAAAAUUGUGAUAUAGCAAAGACACGAACUAAUCAAACGAACUUUCUACGACCUUAUACAAAACUCUUGCACGAGUGUUAUGGCAAAGCACGUUGUAUUUUACCUCCUUCCUAUCGUUCCAUUUGGGAAAACAAUACUAUCGUUCGUAAACCACAACUAUGUUGGUUCAAGUUACCCAAAGUACAUGUCAAGCGUAAUUAUCAAGCACUCGAUUACGUUCUAUUUAUAAAACAUUAUGUUGAAUUUCCUCAACUUAAUCUCGUGCGUAACAAUCUCAUGCAAGGUGCUUCAGAGAACUAUACGCAAACAUGUGAAUAUGAUCCAGAUGAUCAUCCACUUUGUCCAAAAUUUCGCAUUUUGAAGAUCUUGCAAUUGAUCGAAGUUGAUCCGAAGGAAUAUGAGUCAAUGCUUUAUUACGGUUCAUUGAUUGAAAUUAAAAUCAGUUGGAAAUGCGAUCUUGAUAAACCGCGGAGAUUUUGUGAACCCAAGUACCAAUUUGAACGUUUAGAUCACAAGCCUUACGACGCGAAUCCGUAUCAGCCGGGUUCGACUUUUCUUACCGCAAAACAUUUUUUCGGACCAAACGAUCGAAGACUACAUCGAAUUCAUACACAUAUUUACAAUCUACAUAUCGUCGUAUCUGUUACAGGUGAAGUGGGAAAAUUUGAUCUUUUUCAAGCUACCACAAGUAUCGGUUCAUUUCUUGGAAUUUUUGGUGCAGGAACAAUUGUGUGCGAUCUCAUAGCAGCAUUCUUUACGAAUUUUAAAACGAUUAAAUACGAUGGUUGA